Drosophila subobscura is the source of this 2856-nucleotide messenger RNA. RefSeq names its product serine-rich adhesin for platelets. The transcript is spliced from 7 exons. The record is from RefSeq and is a predicted model, not a curated record. Gene Ontology annotation, molecular function: protein binding. NCBI's taxonomy places the organism in Eukaryota, Metazoa, Arthropoda, Insecta, Diptera, Drosophilidae. Bases 430 to 2700 code for a protein of 756 amino acids.
UUAGUUAGUAGCGAGAUUUGAGCGCGCAACGUUGACGUCGCGGCUGAACCAGCAACUAAAACGGCGACUGAAGAAGCGCUCAGAAACAGUGCGUACUCCCUAUGCUGAACGGCUCCAGAGUGCUGCUGGUGUGGUGUGCUGUGUGUGUGCGUGUGUGUGUGACGGCGACGGUGCGCAAGGCGCAGACAUGAAGUGAAUAAGAAAUUGAAAAGCACUAAAAGACAUCGCAGAAGCGCGAAUAAAACGCAAGAAACGUGGGCAAAGGCAAAGCCAAAGCCAAAAUCGAAGCAAAAAACCCGACAAAUCCACAACAACGGGGGCCCAACAGCGGCCACUGCCGCGGUUCCAGCGAUAAUCACAAAAUAUUUCUCUGGGGCCUCCAAAGCCAAAAAGCGCGAACAAUUUUGUCGGCUCCAAAACCGAACAUAAAUGCACGCAACAAUGGCACAUUCGUCCCUCUGCGGGGACUCUCAUCAAAAGGAUUUUGGAGCAGAUCUACAGAUGUCGAGGCAAAAAUGCAAUAUCAACCAGCAGCGACGGGGACGGCGACGAGCCUGGAGGGGGCCAGAUGGAAUUUGCGGGUCCUUCAGCCUGGCCAUUUUCGUGUUGACCAUUUGCAUGGCACACACGUCGUCUACCGUGGCUGCCAUUGAGAGCAGCACCAGCAGCAGCACAUCCCCCACAAUCGUCAUGGUGGCGGUCACGCCGAGCAUCGGAUCGAGCGGCGGCAACAGCAACAUUACCACCGAAGCUCCACCAGAACAGCAGCAGCCACAGGGCCAAUGCCUCCUGGACGGGCAGUGGGUGCCAGAGACGACGGUGCACUGUGAGAAGCACACAAGCUGCCGCGCCAUCCAGCGGACCGGCCACUGUUGUCCCGAUUAUAAAUGCGAUUGCGAAAAGGAUGGUAAAACUUAUGCCAAUGGUUAUAAAUUGGUCGAUCCGGAUACUCCAUGCACUGUCUGCUACUGCAAAGGCGGCGAAGUGGUUUGCAGCUCAGUGACCUGUUUCCGGCGGGACGACUGCAUGCCCAAAUACGUGCCCGGCCGCUGCUGCCCCGAGUACGACAAUUGUCCGAUUUUGGACAACAAUCCGCCGCUUUCCAGCGAGACGAGCAGCACGAGCACCACGACAAGCACCCAGAAGCCGGCUGGCGUCGCGCAGUCCGCUGGCUUCAACUGGAACAUAACCAUUAAGGAGAUCACGAAGCCCUCUGAGAUUCGGAUUACCGAUGAUAACAAAUCGAAGUCGGCGAUUCCCACCAGAAAGUCGGGAGUUACCACCGAGGGAGCACCGGCAUCGUCGGCAGCAACAACAACCUCGAGCAACUCCGUGGCGAGUACAACAGAUGCAACAACAGCAGCAACAGCAACAAAAGCAACAACAGCAGCAGCAGAUUCAACAACGGCAACAGAAGCAACAACAACAACUGUCGUGAUAUCAUCCACAGAAGCAGCGACAACAACACCAGCAACGUUGGGACAGUUGGGACAGCAGCUUAGCCAAGACACCAACCCGAAAGUACUUCCCGGCACUUCCAGCAGCGAGAGCUUAAAGCUUAUUGCCGCCGCCUCGGCGGGUUUCAUAGGUCGACCACAAAGCGGCAACGAAGUGGAACAGAAUACAAAGCUGCCAGCCGAUGGUCCGCUGCCCUUCGCCGAAAACGAUCCCAGCAAGGUCAGCUUUAAGCGGGAAUUCACCACAGAGAGGCCGAGCACCCAGGGAUACGAGGAAUCCGGAGCUGUGGCUGUGGCUGCGGAGGCUGCUGUGUUCAUUGAGGAUGCGUCUGUUGAGCUACCCGACGGGGAACAGGAACCAGACACAGCGGGUAGUGACAACAUCUACCACAUAAUCUCCACAACUGAAGGUCCCAGCUCGAGCUCCCCACUGCCAGGAAGCAGCAGCCCUAAAGGGAGGAACAGCACUGAGGCAGAUAUGAGUACGGAGGGACCCGGCAGUAGCACUGAGAUGCCGCCCAUGAGCUCCACCCAACACAUGGAUGCGGAUGAGGAUGUGCCACAAGUAGAGUCCAAUCCGGCGUAUCCCUCCCUCCCCGAAGAUGACUUCAGCUUGCGGGACGUCAACUUUCCCUUGGUGGACCUGGAGGAUAUAGCUGACUCUUAUGCCAAGGAUGAGCCGAGGAGCAUUCUGCGGAGUCCCUUCGAGGUGGACAACAAGCGUACCAAGGUGUUUCAGGAUUCCACUGUGGAUGGCAGCGGCAGCGGAAGUGGCAGUGGGGACAUGGAGCCCCAUCUGGAGGAAUCCUCGACAGUCGGUCACAGCAAGGAGCGCAGCUCGAUGGUGCCCCUCCUCAUGUACAGUGCGGAGGAUAAUUCCGGGGAAACGCGCUUUCAGAACGCGAGCGAUCUGCAACUGGAGAAUGUUGGCCGCAGGCAGAAGGAGAGUGAGACAAGCGAAGAGCUGAUGGGGGGUAGUGGGGAAAUCAAAGAACCCACCACACCGCGAACCAACCCCAGCACUGCCUUGGACAUCGAUGAGCUGGGCUCCGGUGCCGGUCAACUGCAGGCAUCGAGCGCUGUGGAUCCCAAGGCCGAUGCCGAGAGCCUCAAGCUCGACGAGAGCCAAGAGACUGUAGCCAAGAUGACCUCAGCAGAUGACAAAUCGUCGGUGCGUGCCGAAAAGAGUUUAGUGGAGCUGGCCAUGCCCCUGGGACGGCUCUACCUGCAGCGUAUCUAUUAGUCGGCAGCCAGCGGGAUCAAGAAACCAAUCCCUAAUUGUAUAUAAAUAUAUUAUAUACACUCCAAAGCCUUGGAACUCUUGGAAACACACAACGAAAAUCCAACAAUCGAAAGGAUCGAGUGUUAGGUGUAAGUAGUCAGAAAGUGAGUAGGGAGA